Molecule: messenger RNA, 1092 nt
Organism: Pistacia vera
Lineage: Eukaryota; Viridiplantae; Streptophyta; Magnoliopsida; Sapindales; Anacardiaceae
Product: protein terminal ear1 homolog
Exons: 4
Coding region: 1-1092 (363 amino acids)
Source: RefSeq, a predicted model, not a curated record
AUGGCUACUCCCCCACAAUCGACAAACCCUAAACCACUGAACCCACUUGCACCUCCCUUCGAACCGCCAAAAAUACCUGAAACUCAACCCAACUUGCUUCCAAAUUUCUUCGUCUUACCCAAUGAGACCUUUCAACAGCCCCUGCAGACUCCGGUAGAACAAGCGAUGACGCGUCGGUUUCUACACCUUCCUGUGGUGACUUAUCAUCCUACACCAGUUUGGUCAUCUUAUCAUUAUAAAGUUGAGAGUUAUGAUGCAUACUCGUUUCUGCAACGCGACUUUACACCGUAUUUCAUGACUGGUGUAGACGAAAAUGUUAGGUGUAAAACGGGGCCGCCGGAGGUGAAUGUUUCUGCAAACGAAUAUGGUUUUCUGGAGUGUAACGAGAACAGAAACACUGCUCGAAUAAAAAAAAGGUUCAUCUCCCGAUGGUGGAGGGGACCAAAAAAGGGUACUUCGAGGAAGUGGGCACCUAAGCUUGGUCUGAGGAGUGAUGAUUGUGAUCUACAUAGUGUUCGAUCUCCACCGAGUGACCACGAUUUGCGGCUUGUAUGUGUUGAUAUUCUCAUGGUCUUAUUUGAUUACCUUGUUGUGGUCGAUGUGAGUAGGAGGCAUGACUUGCUGCGGAUAUUGGACCUGCAUUGCCGGGAAGAAAAUUCGCAGGCUAAGUUGCGUUCAGACCCAUGUAGGUCCGAGUACGAUUUCGUUUAUUUACCAAUGGAUUUCGGGUUUCGCGCCAAUCUCGGAUAUGCUUUCGUCAAUUUUACGACUCCUGUUGCUGCAGUAAGGUUCUCUACAGCCUUCCACCAACAUGAAUGGCUGGGUCAGGUUCCUGGUGUUUCAAGGAAGAAAAUAUGUGAAAUAACCUGUGCUUUCAUCCAGGGGAAAGGAGCUUUGAAGAAUCAUUUCGAGCGCUCCAAGUUCCCGUGUCACACCAAUGGUUACUUGCCUGUUGUCCUGUCACCUCCACGUGACGGUUCAAAUCGUAGCAGGCCAACCCUUGUUGGGAGGCGUACAGGUGUUGCAGCACCGCCACCUGUCAAUCGUAGAAAUUUUUUGUUAAGGAUGGCGAAAAAAGAACGUUCUGAUUAA